This is a messenger RNA of Xenopus laevis (African clawed frog), 1718 nucleotides long. RefSeq names its product nicotinamide riboside kinase 1 L homeolog (gene nmrk1.L). The record is from RefSeq and is marked provisional. Gene Ontology annotation, molecular function: nicotinate riboside kinase activity; ribosylnicotinamide kinase activity. NCBI's taxonomy places the organism in Eukaryota, Metazoa, Chordata, Amphibia, Anura, Pipidae. Gene Ontology annotation, cellular component: cytosol. Gene Ontology annotation, biological process: pyridine-containing compound metabolic process.
GCUGCAUCUGGUGCAAAAGUGAAAAGAGAACUUCGCUAGCAGAUCACUUGACGGUUACUCUACAAAUUCGUGCCUGCGCAAUACAGCUCUUGCCUCAAUGAAAAAUGAUUUAUGGACUUUUUGGCUCUGUUUUUAUUUGAUGCCCAACAUUUGAUGAAGCCCCUCUUAGCUAAUAACAGGGUGAUGAAUCUGCUUGGAAAGGCCAGCAUUACGUUUACAGAAAACCUCUGACCAUCGAAUAACAACCAUUCCUCUCGUGUAAACGAUGAAACAGUUCAUCAUUGGAAUUAGUGGUAUAACAAAUGGUGGGAAAACAACCCUCGCUAAUAGGCUUCUGAAAGUUCUGCCAAACUGUACUCUAAUUUGCCAGGAUGACUAUUUUAAGCCUGAUUCAUACAUCGAAACAGAUGAAAAUGGAUUUAAACAGUUUGAUGUGAUUGAGGCUUUAGACAUGGAAACAAUGAUGGCAGCUGUACAUUCCUGGAUAAAGCAAUCUCAAGAUACCCUGACUGUGGACGAAAAUAAAGAAAUGCACCAUGCUUGUGAGAAAAAAGCAUACUUUUUAAUAGUUGAAGGGUUUCUUUUAUACCACUACAAGCCUCUGGAAAAUGUGUUGAAUAGAAAAUACUUCCUAAUCAUUCCAUAUGAGGAAAGCAAAAAGAGAAGAAGUCAGAGAAUUUAUAAUCCACCAGACCCACCAGGUUAUUUUGAUGGACAUGUGUGGCCUAUGUAUCUGAAGCACAAGAAGGAAAUGGAAGAAGCUAAUAAUGAAAUUGUAUAUUUGGAUGGAACCAAAUCAGAAGAGGAAAUACAGUCUUCAGUCUAUGCUGAUAUAAUAAAUAGCUUCUCGGUUCACAAGGAAAGCUAUUAAAAGGAAAAGAAAGUGUGUGCCGCCUUCUCUAGGAUAUAUUCAUUUAGUGUAAAAAGGCAUCCAGAAAACCAAAGUCCCAACACAAUGUAUGGAGAGUCCUGAAGAAAAGAAUAGGAAUAUGUUUGAAGAUGAUAUUGAACUGUUGUAAGGAAUCUUAUGGGGCACAUUUACUAUUGGUCGAAUAUCGAGGGUUAAUUAACCUUCGAUAUUUGACCAUCGAAGUUAAAUCCUUCGACUUCGAAUAUCGUAGUCGAAGGAUUUACCGCAAUUCGUUCGAACGAUCGUAGCAAAAAUCGAACGAUUCGAAGGAUUUUAAUCCAUCGAACGAACGGUUUUCCUUCGAUCCCAAAUUGCCUAAAAAUCCUAUGGGGACCUUCGAAAUUCUAAGUAUUUUUUAUUCUAAUCCUUCACUCGAGCUUAGUUAAUGUGCCCCUAUGAUUUUGAAUACCCCAUUUUACUCACAAUCGACAAACUCAAAGCAAUGGAUUCUGUUGCUAAACUGUGCAUGCUACAUUACAAUGCAUAUUACGAAGGCAAAAUAUACGUUUGACUUCACUGGCACUACGUGUUUCAAAAUGGAAAAUUAUUUCCUCAUGCUGUUGAAAUAUUUUAUAGUGAAGUUCUGAAGUAAAGAAAAUUUAUUUUUUUAAUUUACAUGAUUAAUUUUAUUAAAGAAGACAUAUAUGCUUAAUUUGAGGCAAUAAUGAAUACUAUAUGGUGCUGGUUUUACUUUGGGCUUAAUAUUAUAAUUAACUUUAAAAAAUGGCCCCUUUAUUGGAGCCCUAUAGAUCUGCCACUGUCCCUGUUUCAAAUGAGGGUGGGCAUGUCCUAACUGUCCCUGCCAGAA